This is a messenger RNA of Setaria italica (foxtail millet), 1040 nucleotides long. RefSeq names its product putative nuclease HARBI1. Bases 27 to 1040 code for a protein of 337 amino acids. NCBI's taxonomy places the organism in Eukaryota, Viridiplantae, Streptophyta, Magnoliopsida, Poales, Poaceae. The transcript has 2 exons. The record is from RefSeq and is a predicted model, not a curated record.
CUGGAGAAUGUCAUAGACAACUACGUAUGAACAAUGAAAUCUUCUUGGAUCUUCAUGGUGUGUUGGUGGGAAGGUAUGGGCUGCGACCUUCUAUGCACAUUAGCACAAAAGAGAUGCUUGCUAUGUUUCUAUACACAUGUGCUGGAAAUGAGUCUAAUAGGAGAGCUCAAAAUAGAUUUAAGCAUUCUGGCGAAACUAUUAGUAGGAAAUUUGAUGAGGUGCUAAAUGCUUUGAUGGCUAUGGCGAAAGAUUUCAUUCGACCAAAGAAUCCCAACUUCCCCACAGUCCAUAAGAGGAUAAGAGAUGACAAACGUGCAUAUCCACAUUUCAAAGAUUGCAUUGGUGCACUUGAUGGCACUCAUAUCCGUGUUGCUCUUUCACCUGAUGAGCAAGUGAGAUAUAUUGGAAAGACCGGGGUAGCCACUCAAAAUGUACUAGCGGUAUGCGACUUUGACAUGCGUUUCACUUAUGUUUCCACGGGACAACCUGGAGCUAUGCAUGAUACAAGUGUGUUGUACAAUGCACUCAGAGUGGAUGAAGAAUUUUUUCCACAUCCUCCACAAGGCAAAUACUACGUUGUGGAUGCGGGAUAUCCUAAUCGUCCUGGCUACCUCGCUCCUUACAAGGGUGAAAGGUAUCAUUUACCGGAAUGGCAUAGAGGUAUUGAACCUAAGACGCCUAUGGAAAGGUUCAAUCGGGUUCACUCAUCUAUCCGCAAUGUGAUUGAGCGAUCUUUUGGACUAUUAAAAAUGAAGUGGCAAAUUCUUUGGAAGAUGCCACCAUAUCCCAUGUACAAGCAAAAGAUGAUUGUUGUAGCUACCAUGGUCCUUCACAAUUUUAUUCGUGAGCAUGGAGGUCAAGAUGAAGACUUUGCUCGGUUUGAUCGUGAUCCCAAUUUUGUUCCUACAAUACCGGAAAGAUAUAACAAAUAUGCAGUUUCGCAAGCGGCGUCAGAUGGGACAACUUCCGCACUCAACGCGCCAACUAUGGAUGUCUUUCGUGAUGAGCUAGCCACCGCACUCUCUCUUGCUUGGAACUAG